CACCAAAACAGUAUAAGCACAGACAGAAACACUAUAAAGAUGAAUUUUUAUUGCAUUCUGCUGCUCGUAAUUUUAAACAUAUGCUGCUUCGACUGUUCCCCCUAUCGCUUGAAUUACGUAACAAAAAGAGACAAGUACUGCGGAAAGCGAUUGACUAACAUGCUUUUUAUUGUAUGCAAAGGAAAAUUUUACAAUCCCAGAAAUAGAAGAUCUGCUAGUUACUCCAGUCUCGACAACGAUUAUCCUAUUGAUAUUAGUACAGACUACGACUCAGAUUCCGUAUAUUCACUACUACAAAAAGAUUUCCUUACUGUAAUACCCAACAAGAGGCAAAUUGUGAAAGAAUGCUGUGAGAAACCUUGUACAGUAGAAACUAUGGCACAAUAUUGUGAUUAUUAAUACCAAAAAUAAUAAUAUUGUUUAUAUUCAAUAAAUUUUUGAUGAUUAUAAUAAAACUGUCAAUUA
This is a messenger RNA of Diorhabda carinulata, 465 nucleotides long. Its product is annotated as insulin-like. NCBI's taxonomy places the organism in Eukaryota, Metazoa, Arthropoda, Insecta, Coleoptera, Chrysomelidae. The transcript has 3 exons. The coding region runs from base 40 to 399 and encodes 119 amino acids. The record is from RefSeq and is a predicted model, not a curated record. Gene Ontology annotation, molecular function: hormone activity. Gene Ontology annotation, cellular component: extracellular region.